This is a messenger RNA of Enterobius vermicularis (human pinworm), 1017 nucleotides long. The record is from the annotation of a GenBank genome assembly. NCBI's taxonomy places the organism in Eukaryota, Metazoa, Nematoda, Chromadorea, Rhabditida, Oxyuridae.
AUGUCGGAUUCAGAAAUUUUUCGGCCUCGGACAACCCUAAAGUUACAUCGUUUGAGUAAGAGGAAAUGGGGUAAAUCUGAUGAUGAGGCAAUGUUAAGUUCGGAUUCGGAUGAAGAAGAUGAAAACUGCUUUGAUAUGGAUAACGAUAUCCUAUCGGACAGUGAUUCAUGCGACCCGAUGCCCGUUGCACGUGGUCCUCAGAAGCAUUGGUACAGCAAAGGAUGUAGUCAAAGAUGCAAAUAUCGGAGUCAUUCGUCCAGACGGAUGAAAUCAAACCUGCAGUUUGGUUCGUUGUCCACCAUUUGUCCAGUGAAUCAUUCGUCGUCAUUCGAAUUGAGUAACGACUGUAACGAUGAUACCGACGAUUUGUACUUAGUUGAGCUGAGUUCAGUUCAUUUUGAUUCUGUUUUGUUCUGUUUUGUUCUGUUCUAUGAACUUUCACCAAUAACUGCAUCAAAUGGUGAGGACAAUGGUAAAGAUGAGAAAGCACCAAAGAGUCGUCUACUAUGGAGGCCGCUACAAACUUCAACAACGACAUCGAUGCCGUAUUGUCUUCCAAAAACCAAUCCACAUCACGUAAAGUGUUCACAAGCUCCGUCUUCGACGCCACGUUUAGGACCAUUAGGACCGCUGAGAAGUCUGAAUACCGGUACCGGACACGGUGAUAAACGGCCAAGCAGCUACCAUGAACAACUUUCACCAAAACUUUGGGGCACAACAUCGUCGACAGCGAGUACGACAACAGCUGCUGUACGUCCACGUUCCGAGUAUCCGUUGUUCAACUAUGGUACCAGUUGGAAGCCAGAACAUAUCGGAUUACCAGGUGCUAUGGCCCGUAAAUUGGGCUGUAAAGGCAAAUUGAAUUUAACAAUAUCGCUGUAUCGCCGGUAUAUGACUGUGAACAUUAUUAAGGCAUAUUAUUGUUUGGAUCCUUAUCAACCACCGGCUUCAUCGUUUAUUAAGGGAAGAACAUCGGUUCUUUGGUUAUGCUCAAAGAAGGAGAAAGGCGAUUUUUAA